This is a messenger RNA of Lycium barbarum (goji berry), 670 nucleotides long. RefSeq names its product putative cytochrome c oxidase subunit 6b-like. The coding region runs from base 115 to 462 and encodes 115 amino acids. Lineage: Eukaryota; Viridiplantae; Streptophyta; Magnoliopsida; Solanales; Solanaceae. The record is from RefSeq and is a predicted model, not a curated record. The transcript is spliced from 4 exons. Gene Ontology annotation, cellular component: respiratory chain complex IV; mitochondrion.
CUCUCUGAUCAUAUCAAAACCAGUAUGUCUGCACACAACUAAUUUACACAACAAAAAAAAGAUCAUUCAAAUUGAAAGAAAGGAAGCAGAAAAAGUAGUGUAUGUAUAAUAAAAAUGUCAUCAGCUAUAGAUCCACAUGACAAGAUGAGAGCUAGAGAUGUUAACAAAGUGGCAACAGGACAACAAGCACCUAGGCCAGUUCAUGAACCAGGCACUGUAUCUAAACCUCCUCCUCCUUCCUCUACUGACCACCAGUUUGACACGGAAGAGAAGGCUACAGCUAAUGCCAUUGCUGAUGAGAUCCGCCAUUGUUAUGCUCGUUUCCGCCGCUACCGCAAGUGCAUUGAAGAGAAGGGCAGCAUGGACUCGGAGUGCGAGAAGAUUGGAAAGGCUUACAAAUCAUCUUGUCCUUCAGAAUGGAUAGAGAAGUGGCAUGAAGAGAACGUGGUUAGAAUUCGAUAGUUCUUUUUUCUCAUAGGAGGGGCUUUUGCAGUCGCCUUAAACAAUUUACCAGCUUUCAAAAUGUUAUCUUGAAAGCAUAAAGGAAAGAAAUUGCCAAUGGAGAAAGUCUUGAUUAGCAGUAUUUGCAUUUGUUCUUUGGGGUAAUAAUUUUAUGAAACGAAACCAGAACUAUUACUUUUGUUUUCUAUGUUACUCGGUAGUUCGUAUA